Messenger RNA from Vanessa atalanta (red admiral), 1521 nucleotides. It is a transcript of the gene eIF3e, whose product is annotated as eukaryotic translation initiation factor 3 subunit E. The record is from RefSeq and is a predicted model, not a curated record. Gene Ontology annotation, cellular component: nucleus; cytoplasm; eukaryotic translation initiation factor 3 complex. Gene Ontology annotation, biological process: translational initiation. The transcript is spliced from 8 exons. Bases 84 to 1436 code for a protein of 450 amino acids. Lineage: Eukaryota; Metazoa; Arthropoda; Insecta; Lepidoptera; Nymphalidae. Gene Ontology annotation, molecular function: translation initiation factor activity.
UGUAGUUGUGGGGUUGUGACUUGUAAGCUGUCAUUAGUUUGAACACGAGUGUAUUGGUUAUUAAAUUUUUGGAAAGUAUAUCAAUGAUUACUGUAACCAUGAGUUAUUCGAAGUUUGAUUUGACUUUUAAAAUAGGACAAUAUUUGGAUAGGCAUCUUGUGUUUCCAUUAUUAGAAUUUUUAGCAGCAAAAGAGACGUAUGACCAGUCCGAACUCUUGCAAGCUAAAUUGGAGAUAUUAAGUAAGACAAACAUGAUUGAUUAUGUUAUUGAUAUAAGAAGCAUGCUCUACCCAGAUGAAGACACACCUGAGGAAAUUAAAAGCAGGAGAGCAGUUGUACUGUCACAACUACAAGAACUCCAGGAUGCCGUUGAACCUGUCCUUAAACUGAUGCAACGUGAUGACGUUAUGAAAACAGUUGAAACCAUGAGAGAUCCUAAAACUCUUAUCAACUAUUUAACGACCAAUAAAGAAUUUGAGUUCAAAAUAGAAAUGAUUGACAGUAUGUAUCGUUUGGCAAAAUACCGCUAUGAAUGUGGUAACUAUGUUGAAUCUGCAUCAUAUCUUUACUUCUGUCAACUAGUGAUGGCCCCAACAGAUAAGAAUUACCUGUCCGUUCUCUGGGGUAAAUUAGCAAGUGAAAUUCUUGUUCAAAAUUGGGAUGCAGCCCUCGAUGAUUUAACAAAGUUGCGUGAAUUCAUCGACAACGGUGCCGCAGGCGCAACUGCGAACAACAUGCAGGCCCUACAGCAGCGCACAUGGCUCGUCCACUGGUCUCUCUUCGUGUUCUUCAACCACGUCAAAGGGCGUGACCUAAUUAUUGAGAUGUUCUUGUACAAACCAUUGUAUCUGAACGCAAUCCAGACAAUGUGUCCUCAUAUCCUCCGCUACUUGGCUACUGCUGUCAUUAUUAACCGCUCACGUAGAAAUGCGCUCAAAGAUCUUGUCAAAGUAAUUCAACAAGAGGCCUACACGUACAGAGAUCCAAUAACUGAAUUUAUUGAACACUUAUACGUUAACUUCGACUUUGAAGCGGCCCGAAGGAAGUUGAAUCAGUGCCAAGCGGUUCUGUUAACAGACUUCUUCUUAAUUGCCUGCUUGGAUGAAUUCGUUGAAAAUGCACGUCUAAUGAUAUUCGAAACCUUCUGUCGUAUUCACCAAGUGAUAAGUAUUGGAAUGUUGGCAGAAAAUCUUAACAUGCAACCCGACGAAGCUGAAUGUUGGAUCGUCAACCUCAUUCGUAAUGCUCGUUUGGAUGCUAAAAUAGAUUCUAAACUGGGUCACGUUGUAAUGGGAGCUCAACCUUUGUCGCCGUACCAGCAACUCGUUGAAAGAAUAGACUCCUUAGCGGUGCGAUCAGAAGCUCUUACGUCUCUUGUUGAACGGAAACAAAAAACUCGUAAUCAAGAUAUACGUUGGGGCGCCCAAGAAUUCUAACCAACCACCACAAAUUGUUUGUAACAGAGUAUCUUCAUCUUUUGUAAAUCAAACAUUUUAAUAAAUAUAUUGUGAAAAUAAUAAA